Lodderomyces margitis is the source of this 819-nucleotide messenger RNA. RefSeq lists its product as uncharacterized. Bases 1 to 819 code for a protein of 272 amino acids. The record is from RefSeq and is a predicted model, not a curated record. NCBI's taxonomy places the organism in Eukaryota, Fungi, Ascomycota, Pichiomycetes, Serinales, Debaryomycetaceae. The transcript has a single exon.
AUGACACGACGGACCAGGAGACUAACCUUGCACCUGAUAUACAGCGAUGAUGUACCCCCACUUGCUAAUUCAACUUGGCAACAACUUCCAAAACCCCAGCACAAGUCAAAAAGGAGAUUGAAAGCAGCACCAAAGGGAAAUAUGAUGAUCGUGUCUGGUAAUAGACAAACAAAAGUGGUAGAUGCACCACCACCUAUAAUUAGCACUCCAGUUUUAGCAAGGAGUACGAUAGGACCAUGGGAAGAAAAAGAACAAGUAAAUGGCACUUUGGGGUUCUCAAUUUCUGGCCCCAUUACUACGAGACUACAAACGAGACUACCAACGAGACUACCAUCUAUUAGAUCCCUAUUGAAUAAAGUCAGUGGGGUCCAUAGUAUUACCACGGCUCAUGAUGUGUUUAACAUGUGUGGCUUUUAUAACAAACCAUUCCCUCUAAUUUCUGAUUGGAAAGGAAGCAUUGUGUCGAAUGACACGCUUACAGAUGCUUCCCCGCUUGGAAUCGAGCAAAGAAGGACAGCUCAGGUACAUGAUCACUUUGUUACAGAAAAGCCAAUGCAAAAAAUCACGAUUGGAUUCUUACUUAAUCAUGACACCCGAGAGGAUGAGUUCGAAAGUCCCAAUCCAGGUUAUAAUCCAGACUAUCCUGGCAACGAUCAGAGUGUGGAUGAUGAUGAUAAAAGUACCACCUACGACUUGUCAAAGGGCGAAACACACCACUGCAAUAAAACAGCCACACACAAAGGAGUAAAACAACCAACCAAAGCUGUUUAUGAUGCAAUGGACUUACUUCACUGUGAGAGACCAAUUUACAAGUUUUAA